UGUGCAUUAUUUCUGCCGUGGAUGUGAAGCUUAAAAACUAGUCUCUAAGACAGAUUUGGACGUGUAAAAUGGCAUCUGAAGGUUUUACUGAGGUGGACUUCACUUGUCCUGUGUGCUUUGACUUUUUCAUAAACCCUGUUGUUCUGAACUGCAGUCACAGCAUCUGUUCAAACUGCAUCCAGGCGUUUUGGGAAAGUAAGGGAAUUAGGGAAUGUCCCAUGUGCAGAGAGAUAUCGACAGUGAAUGAUCCUCCGUUAAAUCUGGCUUUGAAGAACCUGUGCGAGACCUUCCAGCAGGAGCGAAGUCAAGGACCUUCCUCGGGAGCCGAGGCCGUCUGCAGCGCUCACAGAGAGAAGCUGAAGCUCUUCUGUCUGGAUGAUCAGCAGGCCGUGUGUUUGGUGUGUCGAGACUCCAAACUACACACCGACCACAGCUUCUGUCCCAUAGAUGAAGCCGUGCACAAUAACAAGGAGAAACUCAAAGCUGUACUGGAAAACUUACGGGAGAAGAUGGGAAUAUUUGAUUAUUUUAAACAGACGUUGGAUCGGACUGCUGAUAUUAAUAAGGUUCAUACCGAAGAAGCAGAAGAGAAGAUCAAGAUGGAGUUCGAGGAGCUUCGAGAGAUUCUACGCAACGAAGAAGUGGCCAGAAUAACAGUGCUGCGAGAGGAAGAGAAGCAGAAGAGUCAGAUGAUAAAGGAGAAGACUGGGAAGACCAGCAAACAGAUCGUAUCUCUCAAAUGUGCGAUCAGAGAUGUAGAGCAGCAGAUGAAGACUGAAGAUGAUUCAUUCCUGCAGAACUUUAAGAGCACAUUGCAAAGAUCCCAGUUCAGCCUGCCAGAUCCGGGGAAUGUUGCCGAUUUGCUGAUCAAUACCCAAGAAUACCUGAGUGACCUGAGGCUCACUGUGCUCCAGAAGAUUGACAGCUCCAGGGGGGAGCCCAGUGUGAGGGGGGCCCAGACUAACAGACGGGGCCACAGUGCCAGAGCGGGGCCCAGUGUCAGGGGGGACCCCACUUUCAGAGGAGGCCAGAAUUUCAGAGGGAACCCCAGCAUCAGGGGGGAUGCCAGUUUUAAGGAGGACCCUACUUCCAGAGGGGGACAACAUUUUAAAAGGGGGCACAACCCUAGAGGGGACCCCAGUUUCAGGGGUGGGCAAAAUUUUAAGGAGGACCACAGUAACAGAGGGGACCCAAGUUUCAGGGGUGGGCAAAAUUUUAAGGAGGACCACAAUAACAGAGGGGACCCGAGUUUCAGGGGGGGCCACAAUUUUAGGGAGGACCACAGUAACAGAGGGGACCCCAGUUUCAGGGGGGGCCACAAUUUUAGGGAGGACAACAGUAACAGAGGGGACCCCAGUUUCAGGGGGGGCCACAAUUUUAGGGAGGACAACAGUAACAGAGGGGACCCCAGUUUCAGGGGGGGCCACAAUUUUAGGGGAAACACCAAUUUGCGAGGGGAUCACAGGGGCCACAGUACUGGGGGAGAACAUAGAUUCAGAGGGGCCCGGAAUUACAGAGGGGCCUUUAAUAGCGAUGGGGCCAAAGCUCCAGAGGGUGCAGAGGAGUUCUAGGGGGGCCCUGAGGGGGUCACGUUAAGCUUAGCCGGCUGUACCCUCAACCAGCAAUACAACUAUACAAAUGAGUAAAAAAUAUGUUGCAUUCUGAAAAUAGCAAAUGCAAAAAUUUAAUUUAUUGAAAGUUCCAGAGUAAACUGCACUGAAACUAUUUCUAUUCAGAAACUACAAAGAAAGGGGAAAUUAAACAUGACAUUUUGAAGUAAAAAGACUGAAGUAAAAAGUUUUUUUUAAUGUAAAAGUUCUCUAGCAGUUUUUAUUUUGAUUACAACUUUGUUAAGCAUAGAGGUUUAUUAUUUCCUCAUGAGUUUUUUGAUGGACAGUUUAUUGAUAACAGACAACGGUUUAAAGACGGUGAAUAGAAUUAACAUUCACACAGAACACAGAGUAGAAGAAUAGAAAGAUACUUCUAUUAUCAACUUAUUUUGAACGAAUCUGUUUAAUAUUUUACUAUAUUAUCAUCCGAUUUUCAUAACUUUUAUUUGUUUAUUGUUUUGCACAAGGUUUUUCAAUAGCCUUUUUAACAGUUUAUACAGCCAUAUAAAUCUGAUUUAUUUUUUCCAUUUGAAUAGAUUCUGUUUAAUGGUUGAAUUACAUAUUAGCAAUAAAAACAUGUCUAAUUAAAUGAAAUAUAAGGUAGGAAAGAAUCAGUAAAGAAGCAGUGUAACAUGCUAAUGACUUUGAAACUGAUAUUAUGAGUUAAUAAAACAUACAUGCAGUUAGUACCAUAGUU
Molecule: messenger RNA, 2307 nt
Organism: Carassius auratus (goldfish)
Lineage: Eukaryota; Metazoa; Chordata; Actinopteri; Cypriniformes; Cyprinidae
Product: tripartite motif-containing protein 35-like
Exons: 5
Coding region: 69-1571 (500 amino acids)
Molecular function (GO): zinc ion binding
Source: RefSeq, a predicted model, not a curated record